Peronospora farinosa is the source of this 3462-nucleotide messenger RNA. Lineage: Eukaryota; Oomycota; Peronosporomycetes; Peronosporales; Peronosporaceae. The record is from the annotation of a GenBank genome assembly.
AUGUACACGAGUCGCAGUAGUGGCGGCCGUCAAGGACGUGGUCGGGGACGUGGAGGCCGAAGUCGUGGUCGCGGUCUUUCUUAUAAUGAAUCUGCUUCAUCUACCAGCAACUUUCGAGCCUCUACAGCCAAAGGGGGUUCCUCUGAGGAUGCCAUUAGUCUGGAUGAGAGUUUUUGCAUGGAGAUCCACGCGGCUCUCAAGUCACUUGUGGAGGAUGGCGAGCGAAUGGAAUUGAGCUUUUCUUGUAGCUAUGACAAUACACAACGACGGUACAUCCAUUCAAUGGCUCAGAAGUACGGUCUUUUUUCCAAGAGCUCAGGCAAGAAAGAGGCGGGACGCUUUAUUCAUGUGGCCAAAGUGAAGAAGAAUGCGGCACUGGAAGAAGUGUCGCUACGUUUACCAGCUACUCCACUCAAUUCUACUACAGUGGAGUGGUUUCCACCUGUUGUGAUGCAAUAUAUGGAGAGAUAUCCCGCUCCGUCGGUACAGGAUGAGGUUUUGGACCCAUGGAGUGUCAAAGAUCUGAGUCCAUUGGUUGCAGUACCUACUCGAUAUCAUGGACGGGGUGGUGCGUCACUAUUUAAGCCUCUACCAUGUGGAGGGAAUGAGACAGGACCCAAGACGGUGAGAACUCCACCUAUUGAAGCGACCAAACUGCCCGUGUAUAGAUAUCGCGAACAGAUUCUAGAACUUGUCGAAAAGAAUCAGAUCGUGGUGCUGUCAGGAGAUACUGGGUGUGGAAAAUCGACACAGAUACCGCAGUUCUUGCUGGACGACGCUUUAGCACGAGGACAGGGACACGAGACGAGAAUCAUCUGUACUCAACCACGACGAAUUAGCGCGAUCUCCCUUGCGGAGCGUGUAGCACGGGAACGCAUCGGACAAGACCCGAAAGAAGUGGGGCACGCGAUUCGAUUUGAUUCGUCGUUUGAUGCAAAGCGGUCCAAACUAAUUUUCUGUACGACGGGCACGCUGCUCAAGUGGCUGAAUAAUGAUCCAUUUGCGCGUGGAUUUUCGCACAUUAUUUUGGAUGAAGUGCACGAGCGUGACCAGUUUACUGACUUUUUGCUUAUUCUUAUCAAGACGUCUAUUCUCAAGCAGAGACCAGAUCUCAAGGUGAUCCUUAUGAGCGCCACCAUCCAAGUAGAAAAGUUCUCGCAGUAUUUCCAACCCGACUUUCCGGCGCCUGUACUCCAAAUGGUGGGAGGUACUAACUUUCCGGUAACAACACUUUUUCUCGAAGACAUUUUGGCGCUGUUGCAGAGCGAUCACGCUUUGCCUUUGCCAACUAUGGACGACUCGCGAAUUGAUCAUACUGGAAACGGAUUGAUUAGUCAGAUAGGAGGGGCGACUGCGAGUAACGGACUAGAUUGUCCUUUGUGUGGAGGCGCAAGUUUUGCUGAUGAAGAGACUUUCGGUAGGCACGUAGCAACCUGCUUCGGUGAGCCCAGCAGCGCUGAUUUUAGAGCACUACCUACACCCGUACCAGAAAUCGCCCCAGUAGCAGUCUCUGUUGCUGCCAUGGGCAACGUUCUGCAAACCGCACUGAGUAGGACAAAUGCUGAGGUCAAAGAGGCUUUACUUUCGUCAUACAUGAAGCAGCAAGACGCACUACGACAGGACCAAUCUGUGGACUAUGACUUGUUGUUGCAGCUGCUUUUCCUUAUAAACCAUACCUUUCCGCUAGGCGAAGAUGGAAAAGGAGCCAUUCUGGUAUUCCUUCCUGGUUGGGAAGAGAUCUCGUUUAUGGAGCGCGCUCUACUUAACUCACCAGCAACAUCAGCCAUAUACGAAAUAGCUCUUCUUCACUCGCGCUUAUCACCGCAGGAGCAGCGUCGCGCAUUCAUGACACCACCGCAUGGAAAACGGAAACUGGUGCUGGCUACCAACAUCGCAGAAACCAGUCUCACUAUCGAAGACGUGGUGUUUGUCGUGGACUGUGGUAAAUCCAAGCAGACGCAUGCUCUUGCUGCGACUUCAAGCUCAUCUUUUGUGAUGGGGUUGCAGACUACGUGGAUCGCGCGGGCGAAUUGUGUGCAGCGCACAGGUCGCGCUGGUCGUGUUCGUGCAGGUGUUUGCUUCCGUCUUUUUUCGAAGUCACGCUACGAAACUGCCAUGAAAGAGUUUAUGCUUCCAGAAUUGCUUACCACUCCGUUAGAAGAGCUGCUGCUGCAGAUUAUGCUACUUCAAAUUGAGAAGAAGCUCCACAUCCGUGAUGCUAAGGAGUUUCUUCUGGAGGCGAUGGAUGCGCCAAGCGAGACCGUGAUUGAUGCUUCACUGCAGCGAUUGGAAGAUAUGCGCGCACUUGCUAGCAGUGAAAGGGGGGACCGGUCCCUGACCUUGCUGGGUUGGCACUUAGGACACAUUUGCUCAGGAGGUGUAUCUGUGCAGAUGGCGAAGCUUCUGCUUUGGGGACAUACCUUCGGCUGCUUUGACGCGAUCUUACAGACUACGUGCACGCUGAGCGGAUACCGGGAUCCAUUCAUCAGUUUCCUUGGCAUGUCUCCAGAAGAACAGCGCCAGGUGAACGCUUCCAAGAAGGCAUUUGCCCGCAAUGGAUCGCCGCCCGCGCAAACCGUGCAAAGUGAUCAUUUUGUUCUUUGGAAGGCAUUUGAGGCAUACCUCGACGCGCGAACACGGUCCUCAUUCCAGGCAAAGGAUGCGUUUUGUGCUCGAAAUAAGCUGCACCGACAGACUCUGGACCAACUUGUUUCUAUCUACAAGCAGCUGCAGCAAGAUUUAGACAUGAUGGGGCUCUCGACCUCUACCCAACUUGUGCCAACGGCAGUGUCAAGGAUGCCAGCAACUACGGAAAGCAUCGCACCGUACUUGAUGGCUCUCAGUAUUGGUAUGUACCCGAAUGCGUUGUUCACACGUUCAGGUGGAGUAAGCCGUAACUGGACUUCGAAGGAGAAAGUAAAAGUGAAGAUAGAUGGUGCAUCUAUGGUGAUGUGGUCUGCUGCUAAUUCUCAAAAAGACAAGCGAAAGCUUGGUUUUGAACAGAAGGAAGUUAGCCAACCGGAUGAAUGGCUCGUGUAUCAUGAAAUGAUGCAAUCUGAGCGUACUCGUGUUGCAAAAUAUGGCACUAAGCUGCCGUCACUUUUGCUACAGGCGCUUCUUAUGGGAUCGGUGGAAAGGCAAUCGAUAGAAGAGCAGGACGCUGAUGUGGAGGUUAAAAAUGAUGAGCCCGUAGCCCCACGUAAGUGGUUGCUUGUAUUGGACGAUUGGAUCGUGUUCGAGCUGAGCAGUGCUGCUGAAGCGCGUUGGAUAGCGCUGCUGCGAGAACGCUUGCAUGCUGCAUUCAUCCGUCACUUGGAGCGUCUGCAUGCACAUUCUCAAAGCGAUGGGGCCAAGGCGUUGUCGAUAGCGGAGCAGCAGCUAAAACAGCAUGACGCAGAACUUCUUCAUACUCUGGUUGCGUGGGUCUCCUCUGAUCUACAUCAUGGAUCAAGGCGUCAGUGA